This is a messenger RNA of Ochlerotatus camptorhynchus, 616 nucleotides long. RefSeq names its product Peptidoglycan recognition protein SC2 (gene PGRP-SC2). Lineage: Eukaryota; Metazoa; Arthropoda; Insecta; Diptera; Culicidae. The record is from RefSeq and is a predicted model, not a curated record. Bases 32 to 598 code for a protein of 188 amino acids. The transcript has a single exon. Gene Ontology annotation, biological process: peptidoglycan catabolic process; innate immune response. Gene Ontology annotation, molecular function: zinc ion binding; N-acetylmuramoyl-L-alanine amidase activity; peptidoglycan binding.
AAGGUUCAGUUUACUCCAAACGCAAGACAAAAUGAACAAGCUCGCUGCUGUACUCGCCAUUACCUUGGCUUCGUUGGCCGCCGUUUCGGCUCAGUGCCCUCGUAUCAUCACCCGUGCCGGAUGGGGUGCCCGUGCUGCAAACACGGCUGUUCUGCCAAUCCGCCCAGCUCCAUGGGUUGUGAUGCAUCAUACCGCUGGAGCUCACUGCACCACCGAUGCCGCUUGCGCCCAGCAGAUGCGUAAUAUCCAGUCCUUCCACAUGGAUAGCAACGGAUGGGCUGAUAUUGGAUACAACUGGUGUAUUGGAGAGAACGGUGCUGCCUACGAAGGACGUGGUUGGGGACGACAGGGUGCUCAUGCUCCCGGAUUCAACGAUCGCUCGGUCGGUAUGUGUGUCAUGGGAACCUUCACCAACGCCAUUCCCAACUUGGCCGCUCGUAACGCCGCUCAGCAGCUGAUCUCUUGCGGUGUGUCGCUCGGACACAUCAGUGGCUCGUACUGGCUGAUUGGACAUCGUCAGGCAACCGCUACUGCUUGCCCUGGAAAUGCUUUCUUCGAGCACAUCCGUACCUGGCCACGAUUCAACCCAAAUCCUUAAAUGUGAGGUAAUUCCGUU